UCCCAAUUGAUUGGUACAUCUCUAUAAGCACGAAUGGCAUUUCUUAGUAUUGCUAAUUGUGUUGAUGUGUUUUUGUCACGAAGUAAACGAGAUAUUAUGCUUUAGUAGAACUGCUGAUGCUUAUAGCAAGACGCAUUAUCUAACUUGUACUCUAACUUUACUUCCAAACCAGUUUGACGUUACUGGUUCACUUUGAACCAUGGCAUUAUCCAUGUGGAUGCCAUCAGAAGUUUAUAAUAUGAUUGAAAUGUAUUGUAUUGUUAUGAAUAUACUAUGUCAGGGAAAAUAUAGUUUACUUCCGGCCAAAAUACGCAUGCGUGGCUUGGAAAAUUUUACGCGAAAAUAUGCUGGAGACCCUUGGCGCUAAAAUCAAAGAUGGGUAAAAGCAAGGCUGGAAAAAAAUCUACACUGGAGUCAUCUAAAGAAAAUUCAUUUACAAAUCCAAGCAAAAAGCGUCGAGUGGAAUGUGGAAUCCAUUGUCGGAAGCGUACAACAUGGGCAGUGGACAACUGCAACACAGAGCAUAUCUACCAGGAGAUGGGGGUGGAGCUGCUGUCUGACAGCAGCCAUGAAAGUGUUUCAAGUCUGGCUGAAAAUACACCAACAGUGUGUGGCUGUUCUCCAGGAAACACACCACUGCAAGUACCACAAGCUCCGCGAGUACUGCUGCCUUGUCAGAGGGACAACUUCUCCCCCAGUAGCGAUGACUGUGAUAGUCUGUUGACACCUAAACGAAGCAUACGAAGAUUUCUGGGACCUAAAUACCACAACGAUAUAGAUGGACAAGAUCAUUUCAACAGAAUGUAUGAUGAGGCCAUCUUGAAGGUAUUCCAAUGGCUGCCUAAGUUUGUGUUGGCAUCAUGUGCUCGAGUUUGCUCACGCUGGAAUAGGCUUGUUAUGGACGAGUCUCUGUGGAAGCGGAUAGAUCUGUCCAACAAAGCCCUGGGACCUGGAACACUGGGCAAUGUCAUCAACAGAGGAGUACGCAUCCUCCGCCUGGCUAAAGCAGAGAUUGAGUAUCCAUUAUUUACAGGUCCAACCCAAGAAAUCAAAGCUUCAAGUAUGUACCGAGUCCAGUAUUUAGACCUGAGCAUGGCAGCCAUCGAUGUGGACACCCUGGAACAGCUGUUUUCUGUGUGUACAGAUCUAAAGAAAAUCAGCUUGGAGAAUGCUGAGCUCAGUGAUAAUAUAUGCAGCUAUAUUGGAGAGAACAAGGAUCUGGAGACUCUGAACUUAUGUAUGUGUCGAGGAAUCACUGCUAAUGGUCUGGUACCCAUCAUGUCAAAUUGUCGGAAACUUGACUCCAUCAAUCUGGCCUGGACAUCCUUAGAUCGUAACAAUGUCAUGUACGUGACGCUUUGUCUGCCGGACAGUGUACACAAACUCAACAUUAGCGGUUGCAGAGACAACAUCACUGAUGAAGAUGUGUUGCAGUUGUGUCGUGCAUGUCCCUACCUGAACGAGCUGGACUUGAGUGAUUCAACCAGCAUCACCUGUGCCUCAGUACACCACAUAGCUGACCACCUCACAGAGCUGGAACACCUGGCCCUCAGCAGAUGCUACCACAUCGCCUCCACCACAUUCCCUGUUCUUGACAAGAUCAGCAACCUGCUGGCACUAGAUCUGUUUGGGAUGUUCCGUGAGGAUGCACUGCAGGUUGUACGUCGCAGCAUGCGCCACAUAGAGAUUAACAAGUUCCCCUUCUCCAGCAUCGCCAGGCCCACCACCGGCAUCAGGCGCACCAGCAUCUGGGGGAUCCGUGUCCGUGACAACAAAGUCUGAUAAACGUCCACACUAGGCAGCCUUUUUAUAUAUCAUGGACCAAGCAAUACACUUCAGUUUCUUGCAAUGUAUCUCAAUAUUUCAUCCACAGAGGUAACAGAUUACUAUUGAGGCCUUCCUGUGCUAAUAUUUGGUACCUGGCAUUGUCAGCUACGGGUUUAAAAUGUUUCUAUGACAUGUUUUACGUUUCUCAUACAAAUAUAGUUCGUUAUGGAUAGGUCUUCAAAUAGAAAAAUGAAAAUCUACAUGUGUUUUAUGUUUGAAUUCCUGUCAUCAGUCAUACUAUCAUUGUUGAUGUUUGCAAGCAUCUCAAUGUGUAUUGAAGCUUGGUCCUUGACAAGAUUUUAUAUCAUCUGUGAUUACUUCAAUGCAGCGGAGCAUAUCUCCAUGUUGUGUUGUGAUCCAUUGUUAAACAUACAAUUCAUUUCUCUUAAUAAUGUUAUUGUUAAUUUACAUAGUUACUUUUUGAUGAAGAAACUGAAAGUAUGGUACAAUGUCUACAUUUGUAUCAGGCUUUAGUGUUUAGUAUCUCAGGUAUGUUUCUUAUCAAGAUGGGUGUCUGUGUACCUGUACGUCUUACCUUAACUGAUGGAAUGUCUUUAUUGGAGGGUAUCACAAGCCAAACAGAAGAAUAUUGUAGGUAGUAGUCAUGGAUUGUUACUUCGUAGAAUACCAUGUUGAUAUUCAUGCUGAGUUAAAUUACUUUGAAGGAGGAUCUAGAACAGAAUCUAGGGGCAUAAGUUUACUGAGCCAAGCAUAUGUAAAGGCCUGCUCAGGAAUAAUGUAGUAUUAGAACACAUAAACAUGUCAUUGGAGUCAAAAUAAUGCAAAUGGGGAAUAUAUGGAAAUCAGUUUUACGCAAUUCUGUUAAAUCAGUUUGGCGGGUGGGGACUGGUCUGUUUGUUUCUAUACUAUUUCCCCUUGACAUGAUUGCCACAAACAGCUGCAACAUUGCUGAUGUGUUAUGUAAUAUUUACCCACUCACUCACUUUGACAUGCGAUCAUUGCAAGGUUAAUCAUUGUCUUACAAUAGAACUUUCUCUUCCUGUCAAAAUCUAAUGACUCCCAAGAAAAAAUAGUUUGGCAGUCACAAUAGCAAAUGAAUAAUUCACAAUGUUUUUUGUUACUGAAGGACAUAUGUUUUGCAAAAUCCUUUCUAUAAAUAUUAGAUUCCUGUUCAGUUAGGAGCGUAUAUAAACAUGUUUCUGUGGUGCCGAAGGUUACAUUCGAUAACCCAGAUGAUCUCACGUCAGUAUUGCUGACUCAGGCAAGUGAUAAUUUUCUUCACUUGUUCACUGUCCCUCACAGUAUUGUAAGUGUGUUGUCCACAUUGCUCAAAUUUACAAGUCCCCAUGAUAUUAACAAACAUUAAAUCUACAGCACAUUCGAUGCCAUGAAAGGACCUGUGUAAAUGUUGGGUUUGCAAAUGGUGGGUGGGUUGGUGGAAUCCUGCCAACAUAAGAAGUUUGAAUGUGAAUAUCCUUGUCAGGAUCUUUACAUGUAAAGUACAUAUGCUAAUUCUGUGCAACUGUCCAUGCCCUGGUGUAUAGUGAGGUAACAUCAGUGAGUUUAACCCCUAUUGUGUUGCCAUUGGUACCUAGAAUCAUACAGCUAGUCAAACUACAUACAGCUACCGGGGCAUGGUGGUCCAGGUGUUUGAAGCACUGCAAUUCACUGUGAAGAGCUGUUAGUUGGGUUUGCCAGAAAUCUAUGAUAAUGGGUUUGAAUCCCCAUCUGGCCAAGAUUACUUCCUGGCUUUCUCAGCAACAGACCCUUGCUAGUGGAUUCAACCGAAGCACUACACAAAUGGAACCUGCAUCACUUCAGGGCUUUCUUGCACAUCAAGCUGAUAUACCAUAAAAUAACUGGAAUACAGUUGACAGAAGUCAACCCACUCAUCUAUUAGGUGCAGUUACAUUAACUCUGUAUACCUGUAGCAUAUGUAUGAGGACAAAUCCUUGACUAUGCUAUGUGGUACACCGGGUAUGUAUGAGUGAGGACUUGCCAGUAUUCAAUUUCUCCAUGUGUAACUAAUUCAAUAUUGAAUGGUCAGUAUUUAUUCAGUAUUUAUGUGCCGAUUGAUCAUCUAAUUGUAUUGCUUUUCUAAUGUAUAACUUAUACUUCACUGUUAUAAAUUAAAUUCAUUUCAAACCAGUUUCACUAGGAGAUUAACACUGCUGUCAAGCUAAUGCAUGAAUAAUUUCAAGAGAAUCUGUUUGAAAACUAGUAUGUUUUCUAAAAGGUGGGGGUGUCUUUGUUUCGGUAUUGCCUUAAUGUUCAAAUUACCUGUCACUUGAAAGUCCUGUAAGUGACAAAACUUGAGUAAGACAAGCAUAAUCAGUAUGAAAAUAUUGUGUCAUAAUUAUUUCAACAUGUCUGUUCUUCAAUGUUGCUGAUAAGCAGAAUGCGAUAUUAACACAACUCACACUUCAACAAUGAUUUUUAUUUUUAAUGAAGUAACCUAUCGACAAUUUAAUGUGUUAACUGAUGCUGUUGCUGGUUUAUAUUUGUAAUCAAUUGAAUCAUGUUUGUCACAUUCUUGUUAAAUUUUUAUCUUUUUUAAUGAUGAAAAUAAUGUUACAAUUAAUUUUAGAUGUUGAUCAAAUUGAAAUGUUUGUAAAGGACAUUUUUGUAACAGCUGUUAUAUCUGUUGAUGGUAAACCCUUCCUCUUGAAAUGAAGCUCAACUGUUUAUUAUUGAUGUAGAUCAAAUUCAAUAAAUGGCACACAAUUUGUUCAAUUUUGCCCCGAUAUUCUCAUGAAGCCAUGUAGGUGUAAUGAUAAUAUUCUCCUUACCUAAAUUAACCCACAGGAGUAAUCUAAACACAUUCAUUGCAGUGGGUAUGUAAUGUAUCCCCACAGUAUUCAUCAUGUUCGUAGUAACAAGAGGCUUUGUGUCUGUGGCUUGGUUGUCACUGGGUGGACUGUUUUCUUUGCAAUACUUUUAUUCUUAUUUGAUUUAAACUUUUUAACUCAUUAUAUCCUGGAUAAUAUGAAAUCUUUUUGAAGACAAGCUUUAUAGUUGAAAACAAAUGCUUAAUAAAGUCAUGCUCAAAAGUUAAGACCGGGUGGUUACAAAUGUCUGAAAGAACUAUUCAUGUCUUGAAGAUUAUUUUGGGCAGUUGGGUAGCCUAAUAGGUAGGACCGGGUUCGAUUCCCCAUAUGGGUACAAUGUGUGAAGCCAUUACUUGUGUCCCCCCCUGCCAUGCUAUUGCUUGAGUAUUGCUGAAAGUGUCAUAAAACCAUACUCACUGCCUUGAAUAUUAUUUGAGUACCUAGUGUCCUAUCCAUGCCCCUGCAGUUAAAAUCUGUUUUGGAUGACAGCAUUUUGACAGACUUCUCUUUUCCUUCAAAGGAAAUAUUAAAUAUGGCCAUAUUCCACUGAUUUAGAUUUUGGCUUACAGAAAACCUGACCCAUAUUUUGCUUUCACACAAUAUAUACCACACAUCAGAAUAAUGCUGAUGUUGUUUAACAGGAAACACUGCUGUCAUCAACUACUAUUUGUUCUAGGUGUUGUCUGUGUUGGAGAGGAGUAUUCAUGGUUGUGUAGACACGUGAUGUAAAACUCUCUUGUAUGUGAAGUAUCCUGCAUCUGUAGACAGUGUCAGACUGACUUAAGACUGUUUGGAUUGACUUAUGAAAUUUCCAGAUUUUAAUGUUAGUUUUUGUAUGUGAUAAUCUGAUAAUAAAUUUCAUAAAACAUC
Haliotis rubra (blacklip abalone) is the source of this 5486-nucleotide messenger RNA. RefSeq names its product S-phase kinase-associated protein 2-like. Lineage: Eukaryota; Metazoa; Mollusca; Gastropoda; Lepetellida; Haliotidae. Gene Ontology annotation, cellular component: SCF ubiquitin ligase complex. The record is from RefSeq and is a predicted model, not a curated record. Gene Ontology annotation, molecular function: protein binding. Gene Ontology annotation, biological process: SCF-dependent proteasomal ubiquitin-dependent protein catabolic process. The coding region runs from base 376 to 1782 and encodes 468 amino acids. The transcript is spliced from 10 exons.